CGGCUCUUCUCGGCGGCGGCCGCGCCCGCCCCGCCGCGCUGUUCCCCGCGCGCGCCCCCGCCCGCCGCGGGCUGUUCCCCUCUCGCGCCCCCUCCCCCCGCCGCAGAGCUCCGGACCCAAGAUGGCCGCCGUGUCAGUUUCGGGCUUCGCCGCCGUCCGGCCUUUGCCUCUCGGUUCCCGUCUCUCGCAGGCCUCGGCCUGAUGUUACAGCUCUUCUGAUUGUGAGCGUGCAGACCAGAAUUUGAGUCCAAGAACAAAUAAUGUUUGAGAAAGGAGGAGUAAUUCAGAACAGAAAACGUGUAUGCUAUGGUUAGCUGGUUCCCAUCAUUCGAGAAUCUGUUUUCUCAUCGUGUGAAACUUGUUCAACAUCGGGAUAAAGGAUAACGACUCUAUGGAUAUACAGAAUUCUUCACCAUGGUAAAACUCGCAAACCCGCUGUACACAGAGUGGAUUUUGGAGGCAAUCAAAAAGGUAAAGAAGCAAAAACAGCGUCCUUCAGAGGAGAGGAUAUGCAAUGCGGUGUCGUCUUCGCACGGUUUGGACCGCAAAACUGUUCUGGAACAGUUAGAGUUGAGUGUUAAAGAUGGAACUAUUUUAAAAGUCUCCAACAAGGGUCUCAACUCCUACAAGGAUCCUGAUAAUCCUGGGAGAAUAGCACUUCCGAAGCCUCGGAACCAUGGCAAGUUGGAUGGUAAACCAAACGUGGACUGGAAUAAACUUAUCAAACGGGCAAUUGAGGGCUUGGCUGAGUCUAGUGGCUCAUCCUUGAAGAAUAUCGAGCGCUUUCUGAAAGGUCAGAAAGAUGUGUCUUCGUUAUUUGGAGGUAGCGCUGCCUCCAUUUUUCACCAGCAAUUACGAUUAGCUGUCAAACGUGCUGUUGGCCAUGGUAGGCUCCUUAAAGAUGGACCUCUGUACCAGCUCAACACUAAAGCAACCACUAAUGCUGACGGGAAGGAGAGUUUUGAGUCUCUUUCCUGUCUCCCUCCAGUGUGUCUCCUUCCCCAUGAGAAGGAUAAGCCGGUUGCUGAACCAAUUCCGAUCUGCAGUUUCUGCCUUGGUACAAAAGAGCAAAAUCGGGAGAAGAAACCUGAAGAGCUCAUCUCUUGUGCUGACUGUGGCAACAGUGGUCAUCCGUCCUGUUUGAAGUUCUCUCCGGAGUUGACAGUUCGAGUGAAAGCCUUGCGAUGGCAGUGUAUUGAGUGCAAAACAUGCAGUUCCUGUCGAGAUCAGGGCAAAAAUGCUGAUAACAUGCUAUUUUGUGACUCAUGUGACCGUGGCUUUCACAUGGAGUGCUGUGACCCCCCUCUUACUAGGAUGCCAAAAGGUAUGUGGAUAUGUCAAAUAUGUCGGCCACGGAAGAAAGGAAGAAAACUUUUACACAAGAAGGCAGCACAGAUAAAACGACGCUAUGCUAACCCAAUAGGACGUCCUAAAAACAGGUUAAAGAAUCAAAAUACAACAUCAAAAGGCCCUUUCAGCAAAGUUCGAACUGGCCCUGGUCGGGGUCGAAAGCGUAAGAUUGCUCUGUCCAGCCAGUCAGUGUCAUCAGAAGGAGGAUACCUGGAGCAAACAGAUGUCUUGGACUUCUGCAGAGAUGGCAGCACCACCUUGAAAUUUAACAAGAAAACCAAAGGGCUUAUAGAUGGCCUUACUAAAUUCUUCACUCCCUCCCCUGAUGGACGAAAAGCUCGAGGGGAAGUGGUAGACUAUUCUCAGCAGUAUAGGAUCAGGAAAAAGGGUACCAGGAAAUCUAGCACUUCAGAAUGGCCCACAGACAAUCAGGAUGGCUGGGAUGGAAAACAGGAGAAUGAGGAGCGUUUUUUUGGGAGCCAAGAUGUCUUAACUGAAAAAGACAUGGAGUUGUUUAGAGAUAUUCAGGAACAAGCACUGCAGAAAGUAGGGGUGACUGGGCCUCCUGAUCCACAAGUCCGAUGCCCAUCUGUCAUUGAAUUUGGCAAGUAUGAAAUCCAGACCUGGUACUCCUCCCCAUAUCCACAGGAAUACUCAAGGCUACCCAAGUUGUACCUUUGUGAAUUCUGUCUAAAGUAUAUGAAAAGUAGAACUAUUCUCCAGCAGCAUAUGAAAAAAUGUGGCUGGUUUCAUCCUCCAGCCAAUGAAAUUUAUAGAAAAAAUAAUAUUUCAGUCUUUGAGGUUGAUGGCAAUGUCAGCACUAUCUACUGCCAGAAUUUGUGCUUGUUAGCCAAACUCUUCCUGGACCAUAAGACUCUCUAUUACGAUGUGGAGCCAUUUCUUUUCUACGUGCUGACACAGAAUGAUGUCAAGGGCUGUCACCUUGUUGGCUACUUUUCCAAGGAGAAACACUGCCAACAGAAGUACAAUGUUUCCUGUAUAAUGAUUCUUCCACAAUACCAGCGUAAGGGCUAUGGCAGGUUCCUAAUUGACUUCAGUUAUUUGCUUUCAAAGCGUGAGGGUCAAGCAGGAUCACCAGAGAAGCCCUUGUCAGACCUGGGGCGCCUCUCAUAUAUGGCUUAUUGGAAAAGUGUAAUAUUGGAGUGCCUUUAUCAUCAACGUGACAAGCAAUUAAGCAUCAAGAAAUUGAGUAAGCUGACUGGAAUCUGCCCUCAAGAUAUCACUUCCACUCUACAUCACCUACGAAUGCUUGACUUCCGUAGUGAUCAAUUUGUGAUCAUUCGUCGGGAGAAACUUAUCCAGGAACAUAUGGCAAAGCUUAGAACUAAUGUCCGACCUAUAGACGUGGAUGCAGAAUGUCUGCGUUGGACACCUGUUAUAGUUUCCAACUCAGUUGUGUCUGAAGAUGAAGAAGAGGAGACAGAGGAUGGGGAAAACGAAGAGCAACAAGAGCCGAAAGAAAAGGAUCCAGAGACCAGCAUGGUAAAAUCUGUGUCAUGGGAGAAGAAAGAGCAAGAGCCUUACUCGCCUACAGAGAGUGAAAAAAAGCCAGACAUUGUUGCUCCAGCCAAUUCUGCACGGCCAAACAAACACAUUUUUCCCCUGGAUAGUCUUCCUGCAAACAGUCAGCCAUCACGAAGAGGUCGGUGGAACCGCAAGGGCAAAAAACUUCGGGAACCCUUUUGUGAGAAGGAGGCAAUGUUGCCCAUUGAGGACAAAACAGCGGUUCCCAGUGGGCGAUGCAGUGAAUGUGAGGAGAAGUCGUCAGCCUCACGAGGCCGGUGCAGUGACUGUGAGGAGAAGUCGGCAGCCUUGCAAGGAAGAUGUGGUGAAUGUGAGGAGAAGUCACCAGCCCCAAGAGGCCGGUAUGAUGAAGAUGAGGAAAAAUCUGCAGUUUGCCAGGGACAGUACGGCAAAGGUGACAAAUCUGCGAUUCCCCGUCGGCGGUACAGUGAAGGUAUGGAAAGGUGGAGAGGGCAGUUGAAGAAGACCACGGAGCCAUUGAAGUGCAGAUUCCCAGAGGACUGCGACAGAUUACCCCGCCGCUACAGUGAUAGCGACAGGGCACUUCUGAGGUGUUUUAGUGAGAGUAGUGAAGAGGAAGAUGAUGAGCCUGUCAGUCCUCGAUCAAGCUCUCCCCCUGUUCUCACCAAGCCAACAUUAAAACGAAAGAAACCAAUUCUUCAUCGGAAGAGGCGAGUCCGCAAGCGUAAGCACCACAACAGCAGCGUUGUCACUGAAACAAUCUCAGAGACCACGGAAGUGCUGGAUGAACCGUUUGAGGACUCAGACUCUGAACGACCAAUGCCCCGAUUAGAGCCUACAUUUGAGAUUGAGGAGGAGGAAGAGGAGGAGGAGGACGAAGAGGAGGAGAACGAACUUUUGCCCAGUGGAUACUUUCGACACUUAGCCCCACCAGACACACUCAGGCAUAGACCCUCUUCUAAGAGGAAGUCCAAAGAUGAGGAGGAGUCUGAUGACACUAAUGGUAACCCAACUUUGAAACCAUUAUCUAUGCUGAGAAAAUGUGAAGCCAAGGAUUCUUCACUUGAGCCGGAUACUUCUACACCCAUGAAAAAGAAGAAGGGAUGGCCAAAAGGGAAAAGCCGAAAACCAGUCCACUGGAAGAAAAGACCUGGUCGAAAACCAGGUUUUAAACUGAACCGGGAAAAGGUGCCACCAUCAGUUCAAGAUGAAGAAGUUGAGGCAGUGGUAGCUAAUUCAAAACCAGGGCGUAAGCCCAAAAUUUCAGAUAAAGAAGAAAGCGUUGAGCAGAAAGAAGAGCUGCCUCUUAGUGAGGAAAGGAAAGAGGAAGAUGUGAAUAUGGAAGCAGAAGAGGUAGGAGAAGGAGAAGAGGAAGAUACAGCCAGCAGUGAAGUAAGAGCAGUUUCUCCUGUGGACAGCAACAGUAGUCCAGUGCCAGAAGUAAAAGAGCCUGAGAUCGAAGAGGAGGUAGAGGAGAAGCCACGGGUUUUAGAAGAGCAAAGGCAAUCAGAAGAAGAACAGCAAGAACUAGAUGAACCUGAGCAUGACCACGAGGAAGAAGAGGAAGUUGCAGUAGUGACAAAUCAAAAUGAAGAUCAUGAUGCUGAUGAUGAAGAUGACGGUCAUUUGGAGUCUGUGAAGAAAAAAGAAUUGGAGGAACAGCCUGUUAGAGAAGGGGUGAAGGAGGAACCUCAGGUGCAAGAAUGUUUUUUAGAAACAAGCAUACCAAGCAGUAGAGAAGAUGCAAAAGAAAAAGAUGAAGCAGAGGCAGAUUCUGAGGAAGAGCAGGCUUCCAAUGAGACAUCGGUGGGCUCAGAGCACGUCCCUGGGUCUGAAGAUGAUCACGAAGAAGAGCAAAGUAAUAAAGAAGGGUUAAUUGAAUUAAAGGAAGAGGAGGAGAUUCCUCAUAGUGAACUAGAUCUUGAAACUGUUCAAGCAGUCCAGUCCUUGACACAGGAGGAAAGCAAUGAGCAUGAUGUAGCUUACCAGGACUGUGAAGAAACUCUUGCAGCUUGUCAGACUUUGCAGAGUUACACCCAGACUGAGGAGGAUCCUCAGAUAUCAAUGGUUGAAGAUUGCCAGGCCUCAGAACACAACAGUCCAAUAUCCUCUGUUCAGUCCCACCCCAGCCAGUCUGUACGUUCUGUCAGCAGCCCAAAUGUGCCUGCUCUGGAGAGCAGUUACACCCAGAUAAGUCCUGAACAAGGAUCCCUGUCCGCACCCUCUAUGCAGAACAUGGAGACCAGCCCCAUGAUGGAUGUGCCUUCAGUAUCGGACCACUCUCAGCAGGUGGUGGAUAGUGGCUUCAGUGACCUUGGCAGCAUUGAGAGCACUACAGAGAAUUACGAAAACCCCAGCAGCUAUGACUCCACUAUGGGAGGCAGCAUUUGUGGAAAUAACUCUUCCCAGAGCAGCUGUUCAUACGGAGGACUGUCCUCUUCCAGCAGCCUCACUCAGAACAGUUGUGUUGUCACGCAGCAAAUGGCAAACAUUGGCAGCAGUUGCAGCAUGAUGCAGCAGAACACGGUGCAGCCUGCAGCAAACUGCAAUAUCAAGUCACCUCAGAGCUGUGUCGUAGAAAGGCCUCCGAGCAACCAGCAACCAACCACGCAGCCGCCGCAGCAGCAACCGCAGCCGCCGCAGCCGCAGCCCCCACCGCCGCCGCAGCAGCAGCCUCCGCUGUCGCAGUGUAGCAUGAACAACAGCUUCACCCCGGCACCCAUGAUCAUGGAAAUACCCGAAUCGGGAAGCACUGGUAACAUAAGCAUCUACGAGAGGAUUCCGGGGGAUUUUGGUGCUGGGAGCUAUUCACAACCGUCAGCCACGUUCAGUUUAGCCAAGUUGCAGCAGCUGACAAACACCAUUAUGGACCCUCAUGCCAUGCCUUAUAGCCAUUCUCCUGCUGUGACUUCCUAUGCAACCAGCGUCUCUCUGUCCAACACGGGACUGGCUCAGCUCGCUCCCUCUCACCCACUGGCAGGCACACCACAAGCACAAGCCACCAUGACACCCCCUCCAAACCUGGCGUCCACCACCAUGAACCUCACGUCACCUCUGCUUCAGUGUAAUAUGUCUGCUACCAAUAUCGGCAUUCCGCACACGCAGAGGCUGCAGGGGCAGAUGCCGGUCAAGGGGCACAUCUCCAUUCGCUCCAAGUCGGCACCGCUGCCCUCGGCAACCGCACACCAGCAGCAGCUCUACGGCCGCAGCCCGCCCGCGGUGGCCAUGCAGGCCGGUCCUCGUACCUUGGCUGUUCAGCGGGGCAUGAACAUGGGAGUCAACCUGAUGCCAACCGCCCCUUACAACGUUAACUCCAUGAAUAUGAACACCCUGAACGCCAUGAACAGCUACAGAAUGACGCAGCCUAUGAUGAACAGCAGUUACCAUAGUAACCCUGCCUACAUGAACCAGACAGCACAGUAUCCUAUGCAGAUGCAGAUGGGAAUGAUGGGGAGCCAGGCCUACACCCAGCAGCCUAUGCAGCCAAAUCCUCACGGAAACAUGAUGUACACGGGCCCCUCCCAUCACAGCUACAUGAACGCUGCUGGGGUGCCCAAGCAGUCUCUCAAUGGACCCUACAUGAGAAGAUGAGCGAGACGAACUUGCAUCCUAAAAACUGAAAUAUAUAUAAAUAAAGGAACCUUUUAUACUGACGAACCAGAGAAAAUGGACCUUUUUCCAGUUAAAAUAUUGCUGUAGAUUUAGAGGAAUUUUCUUUGGUUUAUUUUAUUUUUUAGGAAGCCUGGUCUUUAUUUUUUGGAUUUUUUUUUUUGUUUUGCGUUUUUGUUUUCUUCACAAUCCUGAAACAUUUUACAGCUAAAAUCAUUUACAGAUGUUUUUUAGACGGGAAAACAUGCACAAAAUCUUUUCAUAAUUUAAGAAGAGCCUUACUUUGCUGACAAUGUGGACAGAAUAUGUGUAACAGUGAAAUCAUCUUUCUAAAUAUUUUUUUUUCAAAUGUAUGUCCUUCUCCCUCCCCUGUGCCCCUCUGUACGCAGUUUCUAGUGCUGCAGUCAUGUAAAAUGUUUGACAUCUCAAAGAAUAACAACCCUUCCCUCUAAACCCCACCUAGCAUUUCCUACUUCUAGCAGGAGGCACUUACUGGGAGACUUGGAAGGGGACACAGAGGAUAAAUGAAGCUCUUUAUUUCUGCAAGUCAGGAAAAAUUUUAAUCUUCAAUUUUCCCUGACUCCCUCGCCCUCAGUAAAAUUUGGAGUUACGUGUAAACAAUAAACUAUUCACAUUGGUGUUUUUGUAGACGAGUUAAUUGAAAUUGUAUGGUUCAUGCUGAAAAUACCAUGUAACUUUAAAAUGAUCCCAUUCACCACCCAGACGUGCACGUGCGCACACAUGUGCGCGCAUGCACACGUGUUCUGUCACUGAACUACUGGAAGCAUUUCGAGAGAGAACUGUGUGUGUCCCGUAUGCAGUCAGGAGGAGGACAGGGUGGUUAAUGGCCUGUUAGGACAAGAAAAUGGUUGCAGGCUCUUCUGGUGAACUCCGAGAUCCCAAACUCCACUUUAGUUUGUACUUCGAAAUGCUGAGGGUCUUGGUUCUGAGCCUUUGAGUCGGGCUGAGCUCAAAAGCUGCUGUUUCCAGUGGUCUGCCUCGUAACCUCUUCGCUUGGGUAAUCUUGGAAGACACAGUGUACGUUUCAGGUGAUGUGACGGGAGCCCCGUGGUGUCCUUGUCACUCUUCCAUUCCUGGUAUGAGGUAGGAAGUUGCUGGAUGUGCCGCGCUCCGGGGGAGUCAGUGAUGUUUUCCCUGAUUCUCCCACUGUGUUUGAGACCCGCUUUAUAGGAAUAGCCACACUUUUGAUCUAGUGUGGGAAAGAAGGGAGUUGGCCUGUUUUACAGGAGUGAAACAGUCCAGGCACCGUCGUAGGAUGCAGGCGGCAAGAUUUUGCUGUUUAUUACCACAUAAUCCAAUUUACACUCUUCUUGGCUACACUGCUGGCAUGUCACCCAAUACAAAAAGGGACACCCUUUAAUGUAAAGUUCUUUUUCUAUUGUAUAUGAAGUAGAAAUACAGGCACAUUAAUAAGACUAAUUUCUUUUGUUUUUAAACCAAAAGAGUCUAAAAGAAAGUUGGGGUUUCUUCAGAUGCACUAAAAUGGACUUUCCUCCAAUAACUGCUAACUGUAAAAGGCAGAAUUCAAAGGACUUCCACUUUUUAUUUCUGUUUCGUUUUGAGCAUGUACAAGGCUGUGUAGGACCCCAUUUCUCUGUAUAUACUAUUGCAGUUUCAAAUACCCGUGUAGAAAGCGCACUGUGCUGCCCUCUCCUUCCUAGAUCUUCAGCUGUGUCACUGCUUCCUGAUUGCUGGGGGGGGUUAGGGGGUGGGGGGGGUCUGAGACAGGAGGAGAAGCUGUUGAAACGAGGGCCGUGAAUUUAGUUUGUUUGCCGUUACGUUUGGUUUGGGUUUGUAUGUUUUUUUUAUCAAUUGGGCAGCUCCCUUUUCCACAAGCCUUUGUGACUGUAGAACUAUUGUAGAAAAAAAAAAAUGUUCUUUUCUAUAUAUAAAAAGAAAUUAUCCAACGCAGUAAUAUUGGUACCUACCAUUUUUUCACUUCUGUUUAAAAAAAAAAAAAAAAUAUGUAUUUUUAGCAAGAUAACUUGGGUAAUCUUCUAAAAGAAAUUAAAAAAAAAUCUCACUGUUAGUGACUUUGAUGCCUUUUAAAAAUAAGAGCUUUUUCAUUUCAUUCCAUCUUUAAAGUUUUUUAUCUUUGUUGUAGAAUAUUAAAAACUAUUUUAAGAAAGAUAAAAAUUCUCUUUAAAGAGAUCUCUAGAGUGUGUGAAUAGGAGCUCCAGAUGCCUCUAAAAGCCGCAUGUACAAAUGAAGCUGAGUCUAUUCCUGUCUGUUUAUAUUUGCUUUUCCUGUUUUGUAACCUCUUUGUACUUUGUUCAUGGUGACUUGUAAGCUAAGGGGAAGGGGUGCCUAGAUGCCUUUGUAAUUCUCCAUGUCAUACGCUCCUGGCUGGAUGGUCUCCCUUCCUCUCCUUGUAUGUAAUAUCACUUUUUUUUCCCCUUUCUAGCAAGUACUUUCAAAAGAACUCUGUACAUUUUAACAUAAAAAAUAAAUUAUGUUGAGCCAUUUUGGA
Molecule: messenger RNA, 8956 nt
Organism: Chroicocephalus ridibundus (black-headed gull)
Lineage: Eukaryota; Metazoa; Chordata; Aves; Charadriiformes; Laridae
Gene: KAT6A
Product: lysine acetyltransferase 6A
Exons: 18
Coding region: 415-6447 (2010 amino acids)
Biological process (GO): nucleosome assembly; positive regulation of transcription by RNA polymerase II; negative regulation of DNA-templated transcription
Cellular component (GO): MOZ/MORF histone acetyltransferase complex; nucleosome; chromatin
Molecular function (GO): histone acetyltransferase activity; transcription coregulator activity; DNA binding
Source: RefSeq, a predicted model, not a curated record